Molecule: messenger RNA, 1357 nt
Organism: Anthonomus grandis grandis
Lineage: Eukaryota; Metazoa; Arthropoda; Insecta; Coleoptera; Curculionidae
Product: peripherin-2-like
Exons: 4
Coding region: 154-1278 (374 amino acids)
Cellular component (GO): membrane
Source: RefSeq, a predicted model, not a curated record
ACCAUAAACGGUUGGUAAAUAAAUCAAAAUUAAAAACUUACUCAAAAUCGUUAAAUAAACAUAUAUUUAACGAUAAUAAUAUGUGAGGUGUUGCUUGGGUAUUAUCUAAUUUCCGAACAAAAUUAAUUUUUACACCUGCUAAAUAUUGCAGAAAUGUCACCAGUAAAAUCAAACGGAGUGAAAGAUGGCAAGUCGUCUGCAAAAAAUAAAACUCCCAAGAAGGAACUCAAAUCAAGAAAUAAUACUCCAAAUGCAAAACCCAAGCUUAAAUCUGAAAAGGGAGAUAAACCAGUCAGCACUCAAGUCACUUACAAACGAAUUAAAUUAUUCUCAAUGAUCUUCACCAUCGUUGCUGCUAUAUUGAUAAUCUUAUCCCUACACCUUCUAUGGACCUCAAUCAACAUCCGUUCUAGAUUUGGGUCAUAUUUGAACAUGAUCUCAAGUGGUGAGGGUGAGAUUCUUCCUACUCUACUCGCCAUACCUGUCGUCAUAUCACUCAUAUUAGACAUCACCAUAAUCGUAUUCGUUUAUAAACUGUUUGCAGACAAGCGGGAACCAUUGGCCAAUAAAAUAAUAUUUUAUUUGGUUUUGGGCACCUUGGCAGUCAUGGUGCUGACUUUAGUUACGAUCUUUGCUACUCUGGGUCACGUAUUUGGUUCCUCCAAACACGUGGAAGAUGGGAUUCGAGUCGCAAUGAGCAAAUAUGCCGUCAGUUCGUAUCAUAAGAAACAAAUCGAUCGAUUGCAGAUCGAAUUCCAGUGUUGCGGUAGCACUAAAUAUGACGAUUGGUAUAAUAUAAGUUGGUCGGAUCAAGCGAUGUCUUCGACGGAUUCUAUGCCCAGUAAAACGCCAUUUAGCUGUUGUAAAAUCAAAAGCAAAUUUCCAUGUAUUCAUUAUGCGAUCGAUUGCAUUGGCACCAGUUACCUCUACGUACCGGAAUUUAAUCUCAGUGUUUCAGCAACAGGUUGUCAUGCGAAAAUCAUCAAAAAGAAACGGAAAAUCGGCAUGACCAUUGUGGGAUAUUUGAUUUUGUUUAUAUGUUUAGAGGUAUUGAUGCUGGUUCCAGUAAGAUUCUUACAAACAGCUCAUUCAACAGAUUACAAAUUUGAUGAUGCUGCUAAAACUUAUACAGUAUGGCUAAUUGGUUCCAACCCCAAUGGUCCUGCUUCAACGCCUCUGUUAAAAAAAGAUGAAAAGGGUGGUAAGACGUCUCACUCCAAGGAGAGUGGCAAGGCGCCACCUCCGGUACCUCCUGUUCCUCCAGAAUUAAGGGAGUAGAUUUUAGAUUUUUUUACCAUAUUAGAACUAUAUUUAGUAAUAGUACUGACCUUCCGUAAUAUAGAAUUGGUUUUAAACA